ACUACGGAAGUCGCACUCAACCGGUAACAGUCGGGAAUGACAUUUCUCCCAAUUUAGUAUUUUGUCUUUUACAAUCAUGAAUUAGAAAUGACUUUAAUUUCAACGAGAUAAGCACCAAAUAUCCUGGAUUGUCUUACAGAAUGUCAGAAAAGAAAGACCUACAGGAUGCUGAUGGCAAAGUCAGCAGGGUGAUACGCGUUGGCACCAGAAAAAGCCAGCUGGCUCGAAUUCAGACUGACAGUGUUGUAGAGAAACUCAAGGAGUUACAUCCUGAUGUUCAUUUUGAAAUAGUGGCUAUGUCAACAACAGGAGAUAAAAUACUUGACACAGCUUUAUCCAAAAUUGGGGAAAAGAGUCUCUUCACAAAGGAACUGGAAAAUGCUUUGGAAAAAAACGAGGUGGACCUGGUCGUUCACUCUUUGAAAGACUUGCCCACUGUUCUUCCUGUGGGCUUCACUAUAGGAUCUGUGCUGAAGCGAGAAAACCCCAAUGAUGCUGUUGUCCUGCACCCAAAACAUAAAGGCAAAAGUCUGGACUCUCUAGCCAACAAGAGUGUUGUAGGUACCAGUUCUCUUCGUCGGGCUGCACAGCUAAAGAAGAGAUUUCCUCAUCUGGAGUUUAAAGACAUUAGAGGUAAUCUCAACACUCGUCUGAAGAAAUUGGAUGAAAAAGAGGACUUUUCAGCCAUCAUUUUAGCGGCAGCUGGUCUUCGGAGAAUGGGAUGGGAGAAUCGCAUCAGCCAGAUCCUUGGGCCUGAUGACUGCAUGUAUGCUGUUGGACAGGGUGCUCUGGCAGUCGAGGUGAGAGCUCAAGACCAGGACAUUUUGGAAAUGGUGUCAGUAUUAAAUGACGCAGACACCAUGCUGAGAUGUAUCGCAGAGAGAGCCUUCCUCAAACACCUGGAAGGGGGAUGCAGCGUUCCAGUUGCUGUUUACACUGAAGUUAAGAAUUCACAGCUGUACCUGACUGGAGCGGUGUACAGUCUCGACGGGUCGGACAGUCUGAAGGAGACCAUGCAGACAAGCAUCAGCUCUGACAAUCAGGUCGAGGGGCAGGAGAGAGUUGACGAGAAGGUCCAGCGUGUGGGCAUCACUGCUUUAAAGGUGUCAGAAGCAGCCCAGGAUGCUGCAGUGAAGUUAGGAGUGGACCUUGGAAAUCUGCUGCUCAGCAAAGGAGCCAAAGAGAUACUGACUGUAGCCAGACAGCUAAAUGAUGCACGAUAGCAGUCCUUAUACGUAGCUGAAGACCAACCACCCCCUAGUAGAAGCAUUUUUUAUAAAUUUCAGUGUCAACAAGUGUUAUUAAGAUAUUGGUGAGUUUUUCACAGAAAAUGUUUCUUUGUAUUUACAGGAGUUUAUUAAAGGUCAUUAUGCAGUUACUACUUAAAACAGACUUGCAGUAUGAUGCAUAUUAAUUAAGCCAAAAUAAUGACUUUAAU
Messenger RNA from Puntigrus tetrazona (Sumatra barb), 1438 nucleotides. It is a transcript of the gene hmbsb, whose product is annotated as hydroxymethylbilane synthase, b. Gene Ontology annotation, biological process: heme biosynthetic process. The record is from RefSeq and is a predicted model, not a curated record. Gene Ontology annotation, molecular function: hydroxymethylbilane synthase activity. The transcript has 14 exons. Gene Ontology annotation, cellular component: cytoplasm. NCBI's taxonomy places the organism in Eukaryota, Metazoa, Chordata, Actinopteri, Cypriniformes, Cyprinidae. The coding region runs from base 141 to 1223 and encodes 360 amino acids.